UCUUCAUAGAGAAAUUUAAUCUACUUUUAACGAUUCUUACACAUAUAUAGACAUAAUCCACGACACAGUCCGGAAUAAUCUCGAUAUUGUGGUAGGAUGGCUAUUCAUCGUACUGCUUAUUGGUUCAAUUUUAACAAUAUUUUCGACAAUUUCCACAACAUUUUCUUGCUGUCAAAAACCCCUCAGGGAGGACAACAAGCAAAAACUCAUCAAUGAAGAUGAAUCAGAUCGUAAACUGUACUUUCCUCAUGUUCCAAGAACAGUUUAUCCGACAAGUCAAUCGAUAUUUCAACAAAAUGACAAUGAAGUAAUUGAUUCACUGACUCCAGCAUAUAGAAAGCUACUAAGUACGCAUGUCUGCCAAUUUGAUAGUGGGUACAAAACUGAUGGGAAUGAAAGUACAGCAUGUUCCACAAAUAAUUAUAUACAAGAAAAUAAAACAUCUUUAUCAUUAGAGAAGAUUCAUUCGAAUAGAUUGGGGUGCGAAUCAACACAAUUGAAACAUUUACUGGCAAAAGACGAAGACACGGUGAAUGACAUGUCGAAGAUAGCUGAAACAGAAAACGUCUUAAAAAAUGCUUCAAAUUCAUCAGAUCAACUCAGAAUAAGAAAAUUAUCAAGUAGAAAUUCAAGUGGAAAUACCAUGCUCCCAAUCACCUGUACUCAAGAGUCCAGUACGUUCUCAGAUUUCCCUAUUUGUAAUGAACAUUCUAUGUACACCUCGCUGAAACAUUGUCAGCCAGAGUGCAAAGAUAUGAAAAAAGAAAACGAGACUCUUGACACAAAAUACUGCGACGAAAAAAUUUCCCAAGAUGAGAGUGCCGUUAGAAGACCAAUUGAGAGCAAGGAACGAGGAGCAAGUAGUUUUGGUGGUAUUGAAUUUAAUUCAAAGACAUGUGCAUUUUCACCUGAUUAUUGCGCCUUCACAUUCCAAAGAGAGGGGUCAAGUCUCUCUAAUCGCAGAGCAAGUGCGUUUGCAAUGUAUUCUGGGAAUUCUCAAUUCCAGUCUCAACCACGUGGAGCAAGUUCGUUUGGAGAGCCUCAUGCGAAGUUGCAAGAGUUUUUAAGAUUUUCAUCCAAAGAUGCAAUUCCAAUUACUACAAGGAACUCUGUAGAUGAGAUCAAAGAGAAUUCAUUUAAGUUCCACUUCGACUGCAAUAAUGUAACUGCUUUUUCUCGGAACGGUGUCUCUGACAGCGAUUAUCCUCGAUCAAAUUUAAAUUCCUCGAAACGAAAUUGCAAUAAUCUGGCCACUACGUCAAAUUUAUGCUUCGAGUGUCAAAAACCAAUAAGUAACAGCAUUAUAGAUUCACGUGACGUAGAAAAAUCAAUUACAUCAUCUCAGUAUGCAUCUAUAGAAACGUCGGCAAAUACAGUAAUUAACGACAACGAAACAAAAAAUUCGAUCAAACUGGACUCCAAACUUGAUUUUUAUAGCGAAGAUCCCAUGUGCUGUGAUAAAGAUUCAAUUCUUGACAGCAUAAGUUUGAGUUUUGCAUACGAAUCAGAGAGCGAAGAAGAUUUCAGUUAGUAUUGUGAGAGACGAACACAAAUUAGAUGUGGUGGUACGUCGCAUGUGUGCUAGUUGUUUGUUUCAUUUUCAUCAUCACCUUUCUCAUUGGUUACGCGAUUCACCACCUCACACACCGAGAGAAAGAAAUAUUGACGUCAAGAAACGUUAAAAAUGGAUACUUAAUAAAACCAUCCAGAUGUUUACAAGAAGAAGUUAACUAUGGAGUUCCUUACACCUCUCGUAAACCAGUGAAUGUUCAACCUUAUUUCAAAAAUCGACAUUUAACAGAUACGUCGACGUCAUUUGAUCAAAAUCAUAAUGACAAUAGCAACACAUGGCAACCUAACGUCGAAGACUACCAUGUACCAUUGAUAUCACAUUACGAAAGCAAACAAACAGCAUCAAGGAAUAAUACGAAGAGAAAAAACGUUUCAAAAACUUAUGGUAGACAAAAAAGUCGACAUAUAAACUCUCCAGCUAUUGUGAUAUCACAAAUAAGCGAUAAUGCACCUGCAAGACGUUGUUUGGAUACCCACGAUAAGCCUCAGUUAACUUAUUCCAUAUUUUAUGAUAGACCAUCCAAAGACUUACAUAUAACAGUGUUUGGUGCCAGCAAUUUACCGGCUUCAGAGCAACCCAACCAAAACACGCGUUAUUAUCGUGUUCAUGUGCUCGUGGAGGCGUGUGAGACGAAGUGGCAGAAAACGCGGUACGUAUGUGGAACACGCAAUCCAGUGUUCAACGAAACGUUUAUUGUAUCAGGUCUUGCUCACAACAAGCUGCGAGAAUGUUGUUUGAGGUUUCGUGUUGUUGAAUACGAGGAAAUCAAAUAUUUUUGGAGUACUUUGGGUGAAAUUAUAGAACCAAUGGUAGAUCUUAGAGCUAACAUGUUGUUUAAAUCAACAAAAACCUUGUGUGAGAUAUAAUUGAAAAUAUAAAAGAAUAAAGAGCUUAAAUCUUUUUAUGAA
This is a messenger RNA of Xenia sp. Carnegie-2017, 2481 nucleotides long. RefSeq lists its product as uncharacterized. Gene Ontology annotation, cellular component: axon; synapse. Gene Ontology annotation, biological process: cellular response to calcium ion; calcium-ion regulated exocytosis; regulation of dopamine secretion. Gene Ontology annotation, molecular function: calcium ion binding; phosphatidylserine binding; clathrin binding. Lineage: Eukaryota; Metazoa; Cnidaria; Anthozoa; Malacalcyonacea; Xeniidae. The transcript is spliced from 3 exons. The record is from RefSeq and is a predicted model, not a curated record. The coding region runs from base 1558 to 2439 and encodes 293 amino acids.